UUCAGAUUUAUAACCAGUCACAGCAACAGUACUUAUCAUAAGCACUUGAAUUAACACAGAGUGCUACAAAUACCUCCAAACCUUUAAGUUAGAAGUUUAAGGUUUCAAAUUGAAGAAUCUUGGUGAGAUUUACUCAGCUCAAUUUUUAGGGAAACAAGUGAAAAUCGAGAAAGCAGUGAGUUGUUACCGCUUCUGUCAGUUAAACGUCAAAGUUUUCCCGCGGUUUUGCGGGGUCGAAAGAGUCUGUAGAAAAAAGGUUUUACACCAUGCGUCUGUUUUGGAGGGUUGAGAUGUGGUGCAGGAGGCAGGCUGCGGCUGCUAUGCUGCCUUUUCUUCUGGUGGGCUGGCUGACCGGCGAGUCUUCUGAGGCUCUCACCACAUUUGGGAAGAGUAACACACAACCGCCAAAGGAAGUCGUACCCACAGCGCCGCCUGCUCGAGCGUGCGGGAAGCCGUCUGACUGCGCUGGCAUCAGUAGCAGCUCCUGUGUCAGAACCCACUACGACUCCACCACCAGAUGCCUCUGUGGGGACAACUCACCGCCGGUCAACGGGCAGUGCGAAGCGCAAACUAAAUCUCUCUACCACAUCUGUAGCAACAGCGACGAAUGCAACGAUGGGUUAGUCUGCGCGACUCCAAACAUCACGGGCACCCCUCCGCCGCACCUCCGAAUGUAUCUGACGACCGAGCGACACACGAUCUGUCAGUGUGACGCAGAAAACGGGUUCAGGGAGCACGAACACUCUUGCAGUGAUGCUAUCUUAAAGCUGAAUAAACUCAGAAGACAUAACAGGGCGACCCUGAUGGAUCCAAAACAUACAGCGGUCGAAGGCGAUGAGAGAGCCGACAGUCUAGCGAAACAAGAGUCAGAAGCGACACCUAUUCGGCCUGACUCGAUAGUACCGAUAGUACACAUGGCCACGAGGCAAUACGUAUCCAAGACGCAGAAGCAAUGGGAAAGCAAAAACGAUGCUGACAUACUGAAAACUUCAGUUUUCGCCGUGAUCAUCGUGUCCUGCAUAAGAAAAAUCCUCGUUUACUAAGUUUUGUAAUUUUUACUCAAAAUCAUUAAAUAUUUAGUUUCAAUUGAAAUAAAAAAAGUUAUAAUUUCUUAGGUUGUUGUGCAUUUUAGCAGUGUGAUAUUUAGUAAAAAAAAAGCUUGAUUCUGAAAGAGAUUUAAUUAAUUAGUUCUUGUUAUUAAUUAACAAACAUUAAAAUCGAUACAAAGUUUAAAACUAGUUGAGCAAUUUGUCAUAGAAUUUAUAAAUUGUUAGUGUUUCAUAGUUUUUGCAAGUUGUAGUACCUACUUACAUUUUAGUGUAUUAAGAUCAAGUACAAUUUAAAAUCAUUCCUAAUCAAUUCAUAUUGUGAUAGCUUUUAGUAGAUUUAAAACACUGGAGCGAGUGAUUAAGCUUUAAAAUGAUAUUUUUCAUUUUUAUUAUAAUGCAUCUUUAAACAUUUUAAGCUUUGUUAUGUAAUCUUUUUAAUUAGACCAAAAAUUAAAACAUUAAAAGGUUUUCAAAUGCUAUUUCCGUAUUUUAUGUAAAUUAGAUAUAGUACCUACUAAAUCAAUAAGAUAUUUCUAUGUAAUAAUUUAAUAUAAGUAAACUAAAUAUAAAAAAUAGUUUAGAACCAUUUCGAACACGCUAUAAAAUAGCAUUUUGCACGAUUUUAAUCAUUUUAAUGACAAAAAAAUAAAGAUGGCGUUGUCAUAGGCUUUUCAAUAACUUGUCGAUUGUUUUUUACGAUAACAAAAUUAUAGAAAUCUACUUUAAGGAAUUAAUUGUUAAAAAGUACGUAAAAUGUGUUUUAUUGAUAGUGUAGGUAUGUAGUAGACACGCAAUUUUGGUAUAAAAAGUAAAUAAUAUACUUAAGAAGUUGCUAGAACUACGUCCUUAGAAAAUCGAACACCAUUUAUGUGCCUGCAAUGUGUAACAGAUUUCGUCCACUAAUGUAAUUAAAUGUAAAUAUUU
Messenger RNA from Ostrinia furnacalis (Asian corn borer), 1973 nucleotides. RefSeq names its product oogenesis-related protein sosie (gene sosie). The record is from RefSeq and is a predicted model, not a curated record. Bases 267 to 1043 code for a protein of 258 amino acids. The transcript is spliced from 6 exons. NCBI's taxonomy places the organism in Eukaryota, Metazoa, Arthropoda, Insecta, Lepidoptera, Crambidae.